Messenger RNA from Pieris macdunnoughi, 1614 nucleotides. NCBI's taxonomy places the organism in Eukaryota, Metazoa, Arthropoda, Insecta, Lepidoptera, Pieridae. The record is from the annotation of a GenBank genome assembly.
AUGAUUCAGUAUUACAAGAGAAGCUGUGCCUACAACAUGGCUUGUCGGCUCUCUCGAUUCUAUUUUAGUUUAGCCGUAACAUUUAUAUUUAUAGGAACUCAGGGAAAACAUGUGCAUAAAAGGAGUUUUCAGGAUAUUAAAUGCCAUGAAAAUGGAAGGUUUUACAGGAACCCCGAUCGAGAUGAGGACACUAUGUGGAAUGCUGAGGAGUGCUCAAAAUAUUACCUAUGCUUAGAAAAUGAAGUAUUCGAAUUUCGAUGCUCGAAGGGUCUCCUCUUUGAUGUCAACCGCCAACUCUGUGAUAUGUACCAGAAUGUACACAAUUGUGAUCUCACUACAGAAACCCUGGUGCCAAAACCCCUGUUAGAUUCAGCGAAAUGUGCCAACGAGACACACCUUGGCUGCUCAGAUGAAACCUGCAUACCUGCAGAAUACUUUUGUGAUGGAGCCAACGAUUGUUCUGAUUACUCAGAUGAGGGUUGGUGCGACGUAAAUUACGACCCGAACGCGGCACUGCCCUGCGACCCAGGAUUGUGUCAGCUACCUAACUGUUUCUGUACCAAAUAUGGCAACGCGACACCGGGAAAUCUAAUUCAAAGCCAAACACCCCAGAUGAUAACUCUGACGUUUGACGGACCCGUUAAUCACGAGAACUGGGAUAUUUACGCGAAGCAAAUUCUAACAUCGGAGCGCAAAAACCCUAAUGGAUGUCCCAUUAAGGCCACUUUCUUCAUAUCACAUCCAUACACCAACUAUCGUCACGUGCAAAAACUAUGGAAUGAUGAUCAUGAAAUCGCCGUUCAUUCGAUAACACACCGUGGUCCUGAAGAAUGGUGGUCAAAAAACGCAACUAUUGAGGACUGGUUUGACGAAAUGGUCGGCCAAGCUAACAUCAUCAACAAAUUUGGUAGAGUUUGGAUGGAGGAAUUCAGAGGAAUGCGCGUGCCGUAUCUGUCCGUCGGUUGGAACAGACAAUUCUUGAUGAUGCAAGAAUUUGGUUUCGUAUAUGACGCUACUGUUGUAGCACCGCUUGUGGACCCGCCAUUUUGGCCUUACACUUUGGAUCAUAAAAUGCCGCAUCAGUGUACGGGUAACAAUCAAUAUUGCCCGACGCGGAGUUACGCUGGUAUAUGGGAGAUGGUGAUAAAUCCACUUAAAAAUGGCGACCAUACCUGCGCUACCCUCGAGUACUGUCCCUCCACACUCAGUGGUGAAGACGUGUAUAAUGUACUGAUGGAGAAUUUCAAAAGACACUAUCUGAAGAACAGAGCACCGUUUGGUAUCCAUUUGAACUCGACGUGGCUAAAGAAUAACGAAUAUCUUUUGGCACUUAAAAAAUUCACUGACGAACUGCUCAGGCUACCGGACGUGUACUUUGUCACAUACCGUGAAGUAAUUGAUUGGAUGAAGCGACCAACACCCGUAUUGCAAUUAAAGAAAUUCCAACCAUGGCAAUGUAAAAACCGACGGUUCCAAGAGUCCGAAAUCGCUUGCAAUAAACCAAAUACAUGUAAACUACCCUCAAAAGUUCUAGAACAAGACAAAUAUAUGAUCACUUGUGUUGAUUGUCCCAAAAGCUAUCCCUGGAUACGAAAUGAAUUUGGCUUUGAAUAA